Mya arenaria is the source of this 3111-nucleotide messenger RNA. RefSeq names its product cyclic nucleotide-gated cation channel alpha-3-like. Lineage: Eukaryota; Metazoa; Mollusca; Bivalvia; Myida; Myidae. Gene Ontology annotation, molecular function: monoatomic ion channel activity; protein-containing complex binding. The record is from RefSeq and is a predicted model, not a curated record. The transcript is spliced from 20 exons. Gene Ontology annotation, biological process: transmembrane transport; monoatomic ion transport. Gene Ontology annotation, cellular component: membrane. The coding region runs from base 73 to 2703 and encodes 876 amino acids.
GUUUUUCCGUGCAUUUGAAGUGUAAAUAUUAAAUGUGAAAUACAUCAUAGCAGGGAAAAGUUCGAUAAAAACAUGCCGACGAUAAAUUUGUUUAGCGUCUGCCGAAAACACUUUGGAGCGCCAAACAUGGGAACCAUUGACCACCAGCGGAUACCGUCGGAAGAUGCCGACGACGAAGACGCAAACAGUGAGGGAGCGUCGACACCGCCCGCCGACGGAGGCACUAGUGAAACGCGACCGACGGAGAUCUCGGAAACAGAGGAGGACCAACCGGACUGGGAAUUGGGAAUCCGGCGGUCGACUUCUUCAAAGAACAGCCGAAUUGAAGACCUAACGCUGUCAGAUAUUAUUCUCGAUCCAGAUGGAAUUAUAGUUUAUUACUGGCUGGGAAUCGUGACAAUGGCAAUCGUUUAUAACAUCACAGUAAUUGCGCUCAGAGUUGCCUUCAAGGAAAUGAAGGAUCUGGCUAACGAAGAAUCAUUUUUUCCGCUAUUAGAAACGAUCGCAGAUGUGAUAUUCCUCCUGGAUAUAGCCGUUCACCUUCGAAUUUCGUUUUAUGAGGAAGGCUGUUUAGUUUUGGAUCCUGGUCAUAUUAGGAACAAGUACAUGAAUAGCCGUGAGUUCAUGAUUGACGUCAUUUCCGUUCUUCCCAUGGGUUAUUUCUACAUUUUCGUCAGUGUAACCAGCAAUCUUAUAUUUCUUGACAUGGAAUCGUUAAUACCAGGAAAACUGCAGAUCCUGUUAGUACGAGCGCCAAGACUUCUGAAAUACUCAACGAUGGUCCGGUUCUUUGACCUUACAGACAGUCGAACGCGGAAUCCUAACCUCCUGCGGGCUUUCAAACUGUCGCUUAAUCUCUGGAUGGUCAUCCACUGGAUAGGUUGUGUCUACUACCUUGUCUCGGAGUUUGAAGGACUGGGAACCAAUGACUGGGUUUACCCUAAUGGGACAGAGUAUGACGUCUUUGCAAGGAAGUAUAUUCGAGUCACGUACUGGUCGUUGAUGACCCUUACAACCAUUGGAGAAAGGCCACCUCCGGAGACAGAUCUGGAGUUCGUCUUCACUGGCGUCACGUUUUUGAUUGGCGUUUUUGUAUUUGCGGCAGUUGUUGGAAACGUAGGCGACGUCAUUAGCAACAUGAACGCUGCAAGAACGGAAUUUCAGUCCAGAAUGGACCAGAUCAAAUCUUAUCUGCAGCAUCGACACGUGGAUGAGAAACUGCAAAACAGGGUGAAGAGAUGGGCGGAUUACACAUGGAACAGAACCCAAUCCAUCGAUGAACCUUCUUCGCUACAUAUGCUUCCUGAUCGCCUUAGAACAGAGAUAGCGAUCAAUGUUCAUCUGGAAACACUCAAGAAGGUUAAGAUCUUUGAAGAGUGUGAAGAAGGUUUACUUCGAGAGCUUGUUCUGAAGCUGAGACCCCAAGUGUACAGUCCCGGUGAUUAUAUUUGCCGCACGGGCGAGGUUGGAAAGGAAAUGUUUAUUGUGAAUCAUGGAAAAGUCGAGAUACUUGUUUCAAAUCCCGUGGCUGGAAAAAGGACAUAUUUGACAACACUUUCCCCGGGCUCAUACUUUGGUGAAAUCAGCUUGCUUAAAAUAGACGAAGGACAUAACAGGCGGACGGCAGAUGUAAGGGCCGUCGGUUAUUCAGAGUUGCUACGCCUUUCUCGUAGAGAUCUUAUGUCUGCUCUGGUCGAAUAUCCAAACGCCAAGCGAAUACUUGAAGAAAUCGCACGUAAAAGGUAUAAGACAACUCAGGGAAUACGCCGUGUGUGUUCCAUUGAUGAUCCAGUUGUUGCAGACGCUUCCACAGACACGUCAGGCACAUCCGUGCGAUCUUCCCGAAGUUUUCUGAACGUAAUCGAGUCCGACAACUUCAAGAGGCUUAUUGCUGCAAGACAGGACGAGAUGCGUGAAUUUAAAUAUGUCCUAGAUGAACUAAAGCGGUUUGACAGUGUAGCCACAAAGGAGAGAACAACAGCAUUGCAAAAACAGAAUGAAUCUCUUAUUGAAGAAAUACAGCUGAGAGACACGGACAUUUUGAAGUUAAAAAACAAACUUUCUCGGCUGAAAUCAAAAGAUAUGGCAUUUCGAAUAAUAAAUAGGGAAUCGCCAAAACGGUCUUUAAAAAAUGGACAUAGUUAUCCUACUCUACAGCAGUCAAAUGCCUAUUGUAGCGGUAACAGUAAAUCUGAAUUUUGCAAAAGGUGUGCGAAUGAAUCAGGUGAGCGUUGUCACGAUACCUUGCGAACGUCAAGCCCAAAAUGUAACGGUGAACGUGCAAUUCCUAGAAAUGUUCUUUUAGACACGUGCGGGAAUCUGCAACACUCCUCGUCAGAGCCAAAUAUGUCGAAAUUGGUAUACUUAAGACGACUUUCAUCAUCUAAAUUAAAGCAUGGUCGCGAAGUUCAUCCUCACCAAAAGUCGAUUUCAGUGUCUAAUUCGCCUUUCCAAGAAAAGACGUCUGCAACAAAAAGGCACACUGGUGUAAAUCAUGAAAGUAAAGCAACAAGCAGUUCUCAGUCUUGCCAAAAUGGCCCAGGGGCAGAACAAAGCAAAAUCGUUAUGUCCGAUGCAGAAGCAUGUGACCUAAGUGUGAUAGAGAAGUUAUUGUCUUUAGAUUUCUCGGACGCAUCCCUCCAUUCCUCAGACCAGUCAUCAGAUGAGCAUAGUGAAAGUGACCUUGAAGUGAGCGGUGUUUAAGCAGAAACUACUGUUUCUUAUUUUUUCUGUUCGAUUUCAGUAACUGAAACAUUUACCAAAAAUGACUGCGGACUGCGAAAUGAUGUGUUGUGCUUUUCAAAUGUUUUUUUAUAAAUCGGCAAUUCUUCAUUAAGGAUAUCUGUUAUACAUCGAGAUUCUCCCUCACUCUUCUUCUAAAGUAAAGCACACCAUCCUGGACCACCUUUAAUAAUAUGCCAAAAAUGAGUGUUUUUAGCAUAUUGUUAACCGACAUAAAACACAAUAAAUAGAAAACGUCUUGUAUUUGGAUUUCAUAACAGACAUGACCAAACUCACUUAAACACACGGAUGUGCAGACUAUCACGCAACCAAUCGGCCUCUCUCUUUCAAAACAUUUCAAAAGAAAUACACGGUAUGACAAGCAGUUUC